Lagopus muta (rock ptarmigan) is the source of this 2427-nucleotide messenger RNA. RefSeq lists its product as uncharacterized. NCBI's taxonomy places the organism in Eukaryota, Metazoa, Chordata, Aves, Galliformes, Phasianidae. The coding region runs from base 63 to 1613 and encodes 516 amino acids. The record is from RefSeq and is a predicted model, not a curated record. The transcript has 3 exons. Gene Ontology annotation, biological process: lipoprotein metabolic process; lipid transport. Gene Ontology annotation, cellular component: extracellular region; membrane. Gene Ontology annotation, molecular function: metalloendopeptidase activity; lipid binding.
GCCCUCACACUGUGCUGCUGGCCGCUGCUUCUCCACCAACCAUCCCCCAGCUGAGGCACUGCAUGGGUCAGGCCAUCUGCAGCACAGGGAGGUGCCCUGACCCGCUGCCCCACAGGAUGUCUCAGCACAAAGCCGCCCUGAUCCACACCAAGGUGGUGACGGGCAGCUGGUGCUGUGUGCUGCCCCGCUGUGAGGACGUGUCGGAGGAGCUGAGCGAGGAGGAGUGCAGCAUUGCCCGGAGGGCACAGCGCGUGGCACUGGAGGUGCUGGAGGAUGCACUACGCAAGGACCGUGUGCUGAUGAGGAACCUGAAGGAUGUGGUAGUGCUGACUGGGGAGGGAGGAGAAGGCUGGGUGGAGCGUUACGCCAUGCUGACUGAGCGGCUGCUGCGGAGCCUCGUUGCACAGCUCCAGCAGGCAGCCUUCCUCAAGAACCCGCGGAAGGCUGGCUCCUAUGCCUACGUCAAGAAGAAUGCAUGGGACCGCACUAUCUACCUGUGCCCGCUCUUCUGGCAGGCACCCAGUGAGCUGCAGAAGGACUCGCAGCCCGGCACACUGAUCCAUGAGGCUUCGCACUUCCUGGGCCUGCAUGACAUCACUUAUGCCACAGCCAGCUUCAGGGCGGGCGGCGGUGGCACAGCCAUCUGCACAGACGGGCACAUGCCCCUCUCCGAGACCCUGCGGAAGGCGUUGCUCAACGCCAACAGCAUCGAGUAUGAGUUCGAGAUCGUGCUGAGGCACCGGCAGCCCUAUCAGGGUGGCUGCUACGCCUGCUGCGGGGAGACGGCACGUAGCUCUGUCUGCGAGAAUGCACUGCCCUGGUGUGGGCCGGCCUGUGGGCCCCAGAGCACGGCUGCCAGCACUAUCGGGGACAUGGUGCAGCUGGCUGUGCUGCCCACCCGGGAUGCCAUGCGGAGAUGCCUGUGGGACAUGCGAAGAGUGGCAGAAGCCCUGAGCCAGUGCCAGCGGGCUGUGCUGGUGGCCAACAUCACCGGCGGGGUGGUGAGUGUGGCAGGGGGGGUGGCAGCCAUGGCCGGGCUGCUGCUGGCCCCUGCUGCAUUGGGUAACGCGCUGCUGUUGGCAGCGGUGGGUUUUGGCAUCACCAUGGCUGGGAGCAUCGCCAGCACUGCCGCCACCAUUAGCAGCAGUGUGGGCUGCCUGGUGAGGAAGGGCAAGGCUGAGAUGCUGCUGGAGAAGUUUGCUGCACAGGCACAGGUGUUCACGGGCUGCCAGGAGGCUGUGGAGAGGGCACGGACGCUGCUGGAGGCUCUGGGGCAGGAGGAGAACCUGGAUGUCAUCCUGGGGGUGUUCCGGGUGGUAGUGGGGCUUGGGCGCAGCAUCUUCAAUGGCAGUAGAGCUCUCAGAGUCAGCACAGUGCUGGCAGGGGCUGGCAAUGCCACCAUCCUCGCCGGGACAGCCUCCUAUGUUCUGCUCAGCCUCUGCCUGGCCCUGGACAUAUUCUUCAUCACCAAGGACUCAGCACACCUGCACCGUGGCACAUGCUUGGAGCUGGAGGGGAGAAUCCAUGCAGCCACAGCCAUGCUGGAAAGGGAGUUUGGUGCCAUUGAUGAGUUCUGCGAGAAAAUCAGGCUGAUCCUGGAGGAGCAGGAGUGAAGGCUGGCACAGGGCUGAAUCCCACACCUGGUGCUCCUGCCCAGCUGCUGGAGACGAUGGGAGCCCUCCAGCAGCUUUGAGUGUGCACAGAUUUCCAGUAAAACUAUUGUGCUUGCUGCCAUUAGCACUCUGCUCUUUUAAUUCUGUUGCACCCUAAAGGGCACAGGGCAGGCCCAGAACUCACCAGCUGGACACCCCGCACUGCCUCUCCCACAGGCAUUGCUGACCCCUGCAGCUGCUCCUUGUCUGCACUCUGCCACAUGCUCCCAGUUCUCCACACCCUGUACUAAUAAUAUAGUGCCCAGCAGCCACCUACCAAGAGCAUGUAGUGCCCUUUUGGAAAGCUGCGGUGAGGCAGCAACGCCUUCAGAAAAUCCCCUGGAGGAAAGCUGUGAGCAACAGAGAAGUGUGUUGUCCUGCCCUGUGUGUUGCUCUCUCUGCAAUUGCAUGCAAAAAUACAGUACACAAAUGUGCCACUGACACAUGAAUGGGCAAUUGCAAAAGUCUCUGUUUGCUCGAUCGUCACAGCUCGGUGACAGCUCAGGGUUUGUUUUUGCAGCCAGCUUCACCUGAUGCCGGCUUGCCGCAUUAACAUGAGAUGUUCUGUUGGCUGAUCAAACUGGGCUCCUCUCAGAAUGAAUGUAUCUGUAACGCACCUGCGCUGGCCUCACUCCCUUCUGUCCCAGAUUCAAAUUUAAGGGGAAUUAAGGAUGUGCUCAGGGAAGAUCAAAAAUAGCAAUAUUCAGAGCCUGCUGGUUGCUAGCAUCCAAACUGUAACAGCCCUGCAUUUACACAUACGUGUCCCUGCAGUGUG